AUGGUGGGGUACCGUGGAAAGAGGAGCCCCGUAGCAGAACCCGAACCCGAGGCUGAGCCUGGAUUCGUUCAAGGAGGAUUCCAUAGAGGAUUUGGAGGUUUUGGAGGAUUGGGAGGAUUUGGUGGCUUUGGCGGACAUGGAUUCGGAUAUGGAGGCUACCGUGAGGACCAGUUUGUUGUGGAUCUUUUAGUCAACAUCGGCUUCACCAGCACUAUCGCCGACACAAUGGCGUUCAGCGCAUUCUAUUUUUGCAAGAACUUUGACACAACGAUGAAUGACAGACCGGAAGAAACUUUCUUGGUUGGACUGAGCUCAAGGUCACCACCCACGUGUAGGACACUAGGCUUUCCUCAGUCAGAAUAUAAAUGGAUCCCUGAGUCUGUCUCAGCACAGUCGCCUCUCAAGCACUGCACGAUGAUGUCCAAGACGAUUAUCGCCACCUUAGCCGUGGUCCUUUUGGGGAUAGUAGCAGCUGAUCCUGUUGCUGAACCGGAAGCCGAAGCUGAUCCUGGAUUCCACAGCGGACUCCACAGAGGCUUCGGAGGAUUUGGAGGAUUUGGAGGAUUUGGUGGCCAUUUCGGUGGACAUGGAUUCGGAUAUGGAGGCUACCGUGGAAAGAGGAGCCCAGUAGCUGAGCCUGAAGCCAAGGCUGUGGCUGUGGCUGACCCAGAAGCUGAAGCCGAUCCAGGUCACUUUGGAGGAUUCCACCGUGGAUUCGGAGGAUUUGGUGGCCAUCAUGGAGGUGGCUUCUUGGGUGGAUUUGGAGGCCACGGAUUCGGAUAUGGUGGUUACCGUGGAAAGAGGAGCCCCGUAGCAGAACCCGAACCCGAGGCUGAGCCUGGAUUCGUUCACGGAGGAUUCCAUAGAGGAUUUGGAGGUUUUGGAGGAUUGGGAGGAUUUGGUGGCUUUGGCGGACAUGGAUUCGGAUAUGGAGGCUACCGUGGAAAGAGGAGCCCAGUAGCUGAGCCUGGAUUCGUUCACGGUGGAUUCCAUCGAGGAUUUGGAGGUUUUGGAGGAGGGUUCAGAGGAUUUGGAGGAUUUGGUGGAUUUGGAGGCCACGGAUUCGGAUAUGGGUACCGUGGAAAGAGGAGCCCCAUAGCAGAACCCGAACCUGAAGCUGAGCCUGGAUUCGUUCACGGAGGAUUUCAUAGAGGAUUUGGAGGUUUUGGAGGGUUAGGCGGAUUCGGUCAUUUCGGGGGAGGUAGAUACUAUGGUUAA
Messenger RNA from Macrobrachium nipponense, 1218 nucleotides. RefSeq lists its product as uncharacterized. The transcript has 5 exons. The record is from RefSeq and is a predicted model, not a curated record. Bases 1 to 1218 code for a protein of 405 amino acids. NCBI's taxonomy places the organism in Eukaryota, Metazoa, Arthropoda, Malacostraca, Decapoda, Palaemonidae.